Nothoprocta perdicaria is the source of this 1594-nucleotide messenger RNA. RefSeq names its product KDEL motif containing 1 (gene POGLUT2). NCBI's taxonomy places the organism in Eukaryota, Metazoa, Chordata, Aves, Tinamiformes, Tinamidae. The transcript has 10 exons. Gene Ontology annotation, cellular component: endomembrane system. Gene Ontology annotation, molecular function: glucosyltransferase activity. The record is from RefSeq and is a predicted model, not a curated record. The coding region runs from base 206 to 1405 and encodes 399 amino acids.
AUGGGGGCCCGGCCUGAGCGCCGAGGCCGCCCUGCCCACCCGCUACUUCUACGUGCAGGCCGUGGGCGAAGACGGGCUCGAGUUCACUUCGUCACCGGGUGAGAAUGCGUUCCAGGUGAAGAUAACUGCUCCAGAUGAGCAGUUCACUCGGGUUGGUGUGCAAGUAUUGGACAGGAAAGAUGGUUCCUUCAUUGUGAGGUACAGGAUGUAUGCAACUUACAAGAACCUGAAGAUAGAAAUUAAAAUGAAAGAUAAACAAGUUGCAAAGUCUCCAUAUAUUUUAAAAGGACCCGUUUACCAUGAAAACUGUGACUGCCCUCAGGAGGACAGCAGUGCAUGGCUGGAAGAAAUGAGCUGCCCACAGACUAUUCCACAGAUUCAAAGAGACCUAGCAAAUUUUCCCACUGUUGAUCCAGACAAGAUUGCAAAGGAAGUUCCACAGAGGUUUGGACAAAGGCAGAGUUUGUGUCAUUACACCAUCAAAGAUAACGAGGUUUAUAUAAAGACAUAUGGGGAACAUGUUGGCUUCAGAAUUUUCAUGGAUGCUAUACUUCUUUCUUUGACAAGAAAAGUGAAAAUGCCAGAUGUAGAAUUUUUUGUUAAUUUGGGGGAUUGGCCUUUGGAGAAAAGGAAAUCUCCACAGGCUCUCCACCCUAUUUUCUCAUGGUGUGGGUCCAGCGAGUCAAAAGAUAUUGUCAUGCCAACAUACGACUUAACAGAYUCAGUUUUGGAAACUAUGGGAAGAGUCAGUCUGGAUAUGAUGUCGGUUCAAGCUAACACGGGCCCGCCCUGGGAGGAGAAAAAUACCACAGCAUUCUGGAGAGGACGCGACAGCCGGAAAGAGAGGCUUGAGCUUGUAAAACUCAGCAGAAAAUAUCCCGAGAUCAUAGACGCUGCUUUCACAAACUUCUUUUUUUUUAAGCACGAUGAAAGCCUUUAUGGCCCAAUUGUGAAGCACAUUUCAUUUUUUGAUUUUUUUAAGUAUAAAUAUCAAAUUAAUAUUGAUGGCACAGUGGCAGCAUACAGAUUGCCUUAUCUACUAGCAGGAAACAGUGUCGUGCUAAAGCAAGACUCCAUCUAUUAUGAGCAUUUUUAUAACGAGCUGCAGCCAUGGAAACACUACAUUCCAUUUAAAAGUGACCUGAGUGACCUGCUAGAGAAGCUACAGUGGGCAAAAGAGCACGAUGAAGAGGCAAAAAAUAUUGCAAAAACUGGACAAGAAUUUGCAAGAAAUAAUCUCAUGGGAGAUCAUAUUUUUUGUUACUAUUUCAAACUUUUUCAGGAAUAUUCCAUUUUGCAAGUAAAUGAACCAAAAAUCAGAGAUGGCAUGGAGAGAGUGCAGCAGGCUGACGAUGACCUUUUCCCAUGUACUUGCCACAGGAAAAAGACCAAAGAUGAACUGUGACAGAAAUGAAAUUUUUUGAUUAGUUGCUCUCAUUAAGAAUCCCUUCUUGAGGAAAGAAGGGAAAUUUGAAUUAAAACUUCACUGGCCAUGACGAAGUUUUUUGCAUCAUGGUCUCCAUUCGGAAGAAAACCAAACGCCACCAAAUUUCUUUUUAUCAUGCAGUCAUUGAGCUUUGUUCAAAAUUUUUUU